UUCUAUUUAAAUGCCAGAAAGAUUGGGUCUAUUUCCAAGAGGGCUUCUGACAUCUGAGAUUGGCAAGGGCACAAAAUGACAUGAGCAUUUCUCGGCAGAAUUCCAAAGUCAGGCAAGAUUUUUCCAAGCACCUACUAUGUUCAAAACACCUUGCAGAGAUGUCUUGGAGAAUCUGAAGUUCUGGCUUACCCCUCAAAACUUUGAAAGCAAUGGCUGAAAAGGAAAGAUGAGCAUCUUGAGGCUUCCUCUGGAAAUGGUUGAGGUUCGCCACAACAAUUGGCAAGUUUGGCUUUUUCCAUCAAAAUUUGCUGUCUUCAUGUGCUGUCCAGCAUCUACUGCAGGUCAGAUGGAGCUUAGGAAGGCAAGGGAGCCUAGUAAUAAACGGGUCAAACCCCUUUCCAGAGUCACAUCACUAGCAAACCUCAUCCCACCCGUGAAGGCCACCCCGUUAAAGCGCUUCAGCCAAACCCUGCAGCGUUCCAUCAGCUUCCGCAGCGAGAGCCGCCCCGACAUCCUCGCCCCCCGACCCUGGUCCAGAAAUGCCGCCCCCUCAAGCACGAAGCGGAGAGACAGCAAGCUGUGGAGUGAGACCUUCGAUGUGUGCGUCAAUCAGAUGCUUCCGUCCAAGGAAAUCAAACGUCAGGAGGCAAUCUUUGAGCUUUCCCAAGGAGAAGAAGACUUGAUAGAAGACUUGAAAUUGGCAAAAAAGGCCUAUCAUGACCCCAUGCUGAAGCUCUCCAUAAUGACAGAACAAGAGUUGAAUCAAAUUUUUGGAACACUGGACUCUCUCAUUCCUCUACACGAAGAGCUCCUUAGUCAACUUCGAGAUGCUCGGAAGCCUGAUGGCUCCACUGAACAUGUCGGUCCCAUCCUCGUGGGCUGGCUGCCUUGUCUCAGCUCCUACGACAGCUACUGCAGCAAUCAAGUCGCUGCCAAAGCUCUGCUGGACCACAAAAAACAAGACCACCGAGUCCAGGAUUUCCUCCAGCGAUGUUUAGAGUCCCCUUUUAGCCGCAAGCUAGACCUCUGGAAUUUUCUUGAUAUUCCAAGGAGCCGUCUAGUGAAAUACCCUCUGCUUCUUCGGGAAAUCUUGAGGCACACCCCAAAUGAUAAUCCAGAUCAGCAGCACCUGGAGGAAGCUAUAAACAUCAUUCAGGGAAUCGUGGCAGAAAUCAACACCAAGACUGGGGAAUCUGAGUGCCGCUAUUAUAAAGAGCGGCUUCUUUACUUGGAAGAAGGCCAGAAAGACUCUCUCAUCGACAACUCGAGAGUGCUGUGUUGUCAUGGAGAACUGAAGAACAAUCGAGGCGUGAAACUACAUGUUUUCCUGUUCCAAGAAGUGCUUGUGAUCACUCGAGCUGUCACCCACAACGAGCAGCUCUGCUACCAGCUGUACCGGCAGCCGAUCCCUGUAAAGGACCUUCUGCUGGAAGACCUGCAGGACGGAGAAGUGAGGCUGGGCGGCUCCCUGCGCGGGGCAUUUAGCAACAAUGAGAGAAUUAAAAACUUCUUCAGAGUAAGUUUCAAAAAUGGUUCCCAAAGUCAGACCCACUCACUACAAGCCAACGACACCUUCAACAAACAGCAGUGGCUCAACUGCAUUCGUCAAGCCAAAGAAACAGUUUUGUGUGCUGCCGGGCAGGCUGGGGUGCUGGACUCCAAGGGACCGUUCCUAAAUCCUGCCACAGGGAGCCAGGAGCCACAGGGAGAAACAAAACUUGAGCAGAUGGACCAAUCGGACAGUGAGUCAGACUGUAGUAUGGACACGAGCGAGGUCAGCCUCGACUGUGAGCGCAUGGAACAGACAGACUCUUCCUGUGGGAACAGCAGGCACAUCGAAAGCAACGUCUGACAGAGGCAUGUGUACUUCCUAGAAGUAGCCCUGUGUCUUACCUGUACAGUAUUUGCAUUCCAUACAUGGAACGGUUUGGAGAAGCACUUUUUAAUACUUUUGUGACCGUGUUGAACCCUGUCUCUUGUAUCUGUAUCUGUGUCCCUAGUACUGUAACUGCCAAUCUGUGUAAGCUGGGGUCUGUGGCAACUCUUACUCUGUGUUGCAUUUCACAGUGUCUGGAUGGAUGGAGAGGUACUUGAACAAGUUACUUUCACUUGUCCUGCUGGAUUUUAAAAAAUAGAAAAGAAUCUCUAAACUACUGUUUCAUGUAGAUUGCUUAAAAAGAAAUCCUCCCGUGUUUCUCUAGUGCUUUUCUAGCUCUUUGACAUGAUAGCUGAAGGCAUGGGACUUACAGGGCCUGGCAAACAGGGCAGGAGGAAGUUUCUUGUGUAUCAUGAUGGUAUUUGCAGGAAAACGGGAAAAGAUCAAUCCUUGCAAGUGAAUUUGGUUCAAUGUUAUCCAACCAGAAGGCAUGAAAACAUCCCUGGGGAUUCUGGACGCCAAUCUAUUAGGACGUGGAAUAGUGUCUAACCUGAAAAGGACCAGCAUGAAAGCAGCUGCACGCUCUGAAUCUUGAACUGAAAUGCAGUUGCACCAGGGGGUGUCGUAGUUGCUGGCUUGCCUUAGAGAGCCAUUUCUAGCCUGAGACACCAGAAUAGAACUCAAAAGGACUGGGAAUACCUGACAGGCUAAUAAGAAGGGCCAUCAUCAUUGUGUUUCAUGUGCCAAGGCUUACUCAUAUUUUGGAGCAUUGAGGAGACCGCAGGUGAGUCAGUGGCUCUGUUUCCAGAAACAUGUGAGAAGACUUUGGAAGAAGUGCUUCAUCAUGACCUUAGGCAGGAAACAGUAAGAGAAAAGUGAGGUCCAGUGCCCUUCUGGGAAAGGCCAGAGCCUUGGGUUUUCCUGCUCUGCUUUUGGGUCUCUGGCUCUGUGCUGUGAUCAGAGUCAUAAUUAUAUUCUCCAUAGGCCAAUUUUAAUUAACUCUAUGAUUAAUUAGGAUCAGUUAGCCAAACUAGUAACCUCUUUGUCUAGCCUUGAUUUAUAAUGCAGGGUGGACUGCCGACCUUUAAAAAGAGUUACCUGGAUACACAGAAAAGCUCCCUGUGAGUGUAAAUAUUAAGGAUGACCUGUGCAAAAUUAUUCCCACACCAGCACUAGUAGUAAUGAUUCUAAAUUAUUGCCAAAAAGUUUUUUUUAAUCUUCUGUGUCUUUCGAGUUUACAGAAAGCAGUAAAUGCUAUGUUAUCAUUUUAUUAUGUACAUCUAACAUGUGCAUUCAAAGAAGCCGUGUGACAAGAUGUAUCAAUAUAAAAACAAGGUAAUAUUACUUAUUUUUCAAAAAUGAAAAAAUAUUGUGGUCAAUUUUACCCUGUAAAACAUAUUUCUGUAUUUAUAGAUUUUAAACAUGGUGAAUUUUUUUUCUAUUAUGAGUUUAUUUAAAAUUGCUUUGUUUCUCAAACUGUUACUGAUUUAGCAAGUGAAUGAACUGCUGCAGAUUGCAGAUAGAAACAGACAUAAGCUGAGACCCGAUGUUUGAUGGUGGGGGAAAGAGUGAAUCAUUCUCUGCAGGAGCCAUCGGCCACUUUGGCCAGUGUGUUGAGACAAGAGGUCUGUUAAGUGCUGGCCUAUGGGAAAAAAGUGAAUGUUUUGGUGAAAUGAAUGUUUUGUAUAAUGGCCUUAAACUUUUCUGGAAGCAUUUCAAAUAAAUUACAUUAAAAUGUCA
Messenger RNA from Ailuropoda melanoleuca (giant panda), 3616 nucleotides. RefSeq names its product Rho guanine nucleotide exchange factor 3 (gene ARHGEF3). Lineage: Eukaryota; Metazoa; Chordata; Mammalia; Carnivora; Ursidae. The transcript is spliced from 10 exons. Gene Ontology annotation, molecular function: guanyl-nucleotide exchange factor activity. Gene Ontology annotation, biological process: intracellular signal transduction; positive regulation of Rho protein signal transduction. The coding region runs from base 227 to 1852 and encodes 541 amino acids. The record is from RefSeq and is a predicted model, not a curated record.